GCUCGUGGAGUUGGAGAGUGUUUACCCAUUUUAUCCGGAAUAGUAUAAUUCUCUGGACGGGCAAGGUGGCAUCUUGCGCUGAUUCGCCAGCUACAAUGUCGAUCAUUCUGCCAUGGCCACCAAUGGCCGAGUUCCGGCUAACCGAUGAGACACAUUGAGGCUACCUUCUAGCACGAGGAUAGGCAGAAUGCAUAAUAAGACUUCGUCUUUACACAUUUUUAGUGCCAAGUCAGUAUUUUGCCAUGCCUCCACUGGUCAAAGAACACAUUCGGACAUGGUGGGAACAGACCCGGGCCAGGCAAAUAGCCUUGAAGCCGAUAUAUAAUAAUGCUCCCCAGCUAGCUUCAGGGGAGACGAUAUCAGUGACACGCGCCUUAUACAACUUCAACAGUCGCUUCAAACGGUGCUACUAGUCACGAUGAGAUACUCUACUUCCGCUCUUAUACUGAGCGCGACUGCUCUAGCAUUCCCUCCCGACUUCGAACUCGUUGAGCGCCAAAGCGCGAACUGCACAGUCGCCAGCACAUACCCAGCCGUGAGCGUUAGCAAAUUGCCCGACCCGUUCACUUUUGCCGAUGGUAGGAAAGUCGCAUCAAAGGCAGAUUUCACAUGCCGUCAACAGGAGAUCAGCAAGAUCUUCCAGCAGUACGAGCUGGGAGACUUCCCACCACCCCCGGACAAGGUCGAAGCCUCCCUGUCUGGAACCACGUUGAACGUCAAGGUUACUGUUGGUUCCAAGUCGGUGACUAUCAGCACUGCAAUCAAGGCUCCUAGUACCAAGCCUGGUCCUGCCAUUAUCACCAUUGGUGGCUCAUCAAUCCCUAUUCCUGGUACGGUUGGCACUAUUGCCUUCAACAACGACAACUUUGCUUCCCAGGCAAGUGGUAGCUCCCGUGGCCAGGGAGCCUUCUACACCCUCUUUGGUGCAUCUCACUCUGCUGGUGCUCUUACUGCCUGGGCCUGGGGCGUUGGUCGUGUCAUCGACGGUCUUGAGCAGCUCGGUUCCGCCGCGACUGGCAUCGAUACCAAGCGCCUCGGUGUUACUGGUUGCUCUCGCAACGGCAAGGGUGCAUUCGUCGUCGGCGCCCUCAAUGACCGAAUCGCUCUGACUCUGCCCCAAGAGUCCGGCUCUGGUGGCGCUGCCUGCUGGCGUAUUUCGGACAGUGAGCACAACAAGGGCAAGAACAUCCAAACCGCUGGCGAGAUCGUAGGCGAGAAUGUCUGGUUCAGCUCCCGAUUCAACUCGUACACAAGCAAGACCAACACCGUGCCCGAAGACCACCACCUGCUGGCCGGUCUCGUGGCCCCUCGUGGUCUCUUUGUCAUGGAGAACGACAUCGAUUGGCUUGGCCCCGUCUCGACCACGGCUUGCAUGAAGGCCGGCCGCCUCAUCUACAAGGCUCUUGGCGCGCCUGAUGCCAUGGGAUUUGAUUUGACGGGUGGUCACUCGCACUGUCAGUUCCCCUCAUCCUCGCAAGCUAGCCUUACUGGAUACAUCAACACCUUUUUGCUCAACACCGGUUCUGCACCUUCCAAUGUCGAGAAGGGACCAGGUGUCACUAUGGGCGACUGGGUUGACUGGACCCCACCUACUUUGUCAUAG
Messenger RNA from Truncatella angustata, 1603 nucleotides. RefSeq lists its product as uncharacterized. Bases 419 to 1603 code for a protein of 394 amino acids. Lineage: Eukaryota; Fungi; Ascomycota; Sordariomycetes; Amphisphaeriales; Sporocadaceae. The record is from RefSeq and is a predicted model, not a curated record. The transcript has a single exon.